Molecule: messenger RNA, 3036 nt
Organism: Colletotrichum spaethianum
Lineage: Eukaryota; Fungi; Ascomycota; Sordariomycetes; Glomerellales; Glomerellaceae
Product: putative ARM-like repeat-containing protein
Exons: 2
Coding region: 1-3036 (1011 amino acids)
Source: RefSeq, a predicted model, not a curated record
AUGGCUACCAACGAGCUAUACGAUCUGCUGUUCCUGACGGACGCCACUGCGUCUAUGCAGAGUUACAUCAAGGCCCUCCAUCAGUCACUCCCAGAAAUCAUUCGCAUAUCGUCUCUCACAGACUCCUUCUCACGCAUAGGAGUCAUGGCCUACCGGGACUAUUCCACCGACAAUCUAACGGAAUGGUCUGGCUGGCACGAUGCUUCUGCUCGUGAAACCAACGCCGGUCUUAUCACCCAAGAUAGUCUGCUGGACAUGGCCGGAAAGAUUCGAACGGACUCUGGUUGGAGAAGCGUCGACUGGCCUGAGGCUGCAAAGACUGGCCUCGCCCGGGCUUACAGCGUGAUGCGACCAGAGGCUACCACCAUCAUUGUUCUCUACGCCGAUGCCCCUCCCCAUCUCCUAGGCACAAUGACCACCAACAGACUUGUAGAGAUUGAGCACCUGUCCAAGUCAGACACUUUCGAUGGGUGUGGAAAGCUGUUCGAAGACUGGGUUUCGGGCGCCAAGACCCUUCGGGACAGCGAGAAGAAGGCCAAGGUCUUUCCCGUCGUUCAGGGAGCCAUCGCUGACACCGUCUCUCCUUUUAUCUAUCUUGCCUACAUGACAGGUGGGGUCUGCUUCAAGCUAGACAAUGCCCACUAUGACGUCCCAACGGCGAGCGCCAUCUCCCAGCUGACCGCUAGCAUCCUUCUCACCUGGAUGGGUGUUGGAAAGCAGGGUGCCUCCGCCUCCGGCCAGCGUCGCUUCGCCCGCGUUUGCCAGUAUCGAGAUAUGCAGAUGGUGGAGACCAUCAAGGACGAAGAGGACAUGGCUGCUCAGAUAUUUUUCCCAGUCCAACGCUACAUCGAGGACUCCAUCAAGAAAAACAUUAAGGCUGUGCACUGUACUCUCGACGAGCUGACCAACGUCAUCGAAGCUCGGCAGACGCCACUCUUGGACUUCUCAAAGCGGUAUCAGGUCGACAAAACCUACCGUGAUUUCGUUGCUGAUCAACUGAAGUCGCUAAUCGAGGCUGAUGUGACUGUCAUUGCCGUCAAUCCCGUCUUCGGCAGCCUCUGGCGAGCUAUCUGUAACGAUCGGGACAAUCCAGCCCGAGAUGAGCUCAUCCAGGCUUUUGGUUAUCAUGUCGAUCGCAUCUCGGAGCCUGAUAAGAAGGCCCGGAUGAAAACCUGGCUCGAAGAAUCCUACGAUUACGCUGCCGAGAUCCUAGAGAUCAUCAGGAAGGUACCUGAAGCCCAGAGAUUUCCCUGCGUCUUCUUGGACCCUACCCAGUCUUUCCGAACCACCGACAUCCAGGUCGAGGACGGAAAUGGUGACCUCAAGGAUGAGGGAAGCGCCGAUGGGCCUGUCACUACAGCAUUCACCCGAGACGAGCUUCUGGAAAUCGGCCGCUCCUGCGACUACCGCGUUCUUCGUCGUCUCGGUCAAGCUCUCACGCGCCUAACCUAUGUCAAUUCAGAGGCCGAACUGCCGGCUCAUAUCAAAGCGUCUGACCAGGUCGCCCAACUUCCGAUGGCUCUUGCGACUCCUGAGCACCAGCGAAAGUUCUGGAGGGUUCUGCUUCACCUCGUACUUCCAGGUACAAUGUUGGCAGCUCGCCCAGCCGCACUUCUCGCUGCACUCGCUCUUCGGAUGGGCAUUCAGCCGCUCAGAGACGCCGCCGACCGAGAACUUCUCUGCUUCGCCACCAAGUGGAACACCCUGGACGUCCCCGAGACGUGGAAUGCCAGCUGCCUCUCGCUUCUGCUUGACGCUAACAAAGACUUUGAAAGACGUGUGGCUGAGGGUGUGACGCAGCGCCCAGCGCCGGAUGCUCGCGUUCUGCUUGAGGGAGAUGCUCGCCUAUUCAAGAUUCUAGUCGACUACAAGCUGCUUGAACUCAACCUAGACACCACUCUCCAGGCAAAGGUUGGCUGGUGUCCUGACAAAUCAAAGGUUGCCAUUGGGCCUCUGGUUAUCUGCAAGGGCUGCAAGUUCCCGCGUUCGGUCACCGUCAUGGGCAAGGACGGCAUCUGCGGUCUCUGCCCCCAGGACCACCGGUGCAAAUGCAUCAUUUGUCAGCCAGCGGUAGACGAGGAGCGCCGUCUCUACAACAAUGUGACCCACAUCGACACAGAGCAUACCGAGGCUACCUGGGUCGAAUGCUUUACUCCGACAUGUCGGGCCCAGUACGUCGUCUAUAACCCAGAAGCACUCAAUGUCCGGGCCAAGUGCUAUCAUUGUCGACACGAAAACUCGUCCCUGGCUGAACACAAGAGCGCCCCUUGUAUCGAAUGCUCUCAGUGUCUGAACCGUGUCAUCUGGCCGGAAAUGUAUCGCCCGUUAGACCUCGAUAGUUCAACCUUCAAGUGUUAUGCCUGUGCGACAAACCGAGUUACUGUGAUCAACUACGAAACUUCUGCCAAGGGGUUGAGCACUGAGAACGGGAAAACAUGGCUUCUACGCAACGAAGGUUCCGCCAUCAAAGAUCCCUUCAACGGGCGUUCUCUCUUCCACACUAUUUCUCAGGUCCCCGAAGAAGCACGGGGGACUCUUUCGGCCAAUGUCGAGAUCGUUCCUUCAGCUCAGCAGUCAACCCAGCUUACCAUUCGCGGCAAGACUGUCCACAACCAGACCGAGCUUUGCGACAGCCUCCGCGGAUGGGUACAGUCUCGACGAACCCAGGCCGGCAUCUGCAGCCUGUGCUUUUCUAGCGUCAAGAAGGCGGACCUUCGUAGGGCUUGCGGCAGGAAAGGCUGCCAUCAGCAAGUCUGCAGCGGCUGUUUGAAGGAGUGGUAUGGUCUCAACGCACGUGGUAGACUGACCAACGCUGCCGCUCUCUGUUGUCCCUUCUGUCGGCGUCAGCCUACCGCCAAGACCGUCUCCGCUUUUGGCGUCUCGCAUAUCGGCGAUUUGAACACGGCGGUGACGGACGCCGAGUGGAUAUACGGAUGGUGUAGGGACUGCGGGUUUGCCCAGAGGUACGCCGAAAGGGGUGCGGGUUCGAAACUGUCCUGGCUGUGGGACGCCGACGGAGAAGAUAGGGGGAUGUAA